Molecule: messenger RNA, 10837 nt
Organism: Salpingoeca rosetta
Lineage: Eukaryota; Choanoflagellata; Craspedida; Salpingoecidae
Exons: 4
Coding region: 560-10837 (3425 amino acids)
Biological process (GO): semaphorin-plexin signaling pathway
Molecular function (GO): semaphorin receptor activity
Source: RefSeq, a predicted model, not a curated record
CCUUGGUUGUGUUUGCAUGCAGCCAAACAGACCGCUGUUGUUGUUGUGCGUGAAAGCUUGCAGGCAACCCCGCUUCUCUCUGCUGGCGCUUGCCACAAGCAACAAGCAAAAGCAUCAGAGGAGAUCGUGUGCGCGACCCAACACAACCAACCAGCCAACAAACAAGCAAGCAAGCAAACAAGCAAACAGACAACACGAGCGCACGGAGAGACUGCAACCAAGCACACUGAGCAGUACUUUUGACGUGCAGUGCUCCUCCUGAGCUCUGCUCCCUCCGUGUUCCUUUGCAAAGGAGGAACGAAGAACGGGCGACGUUGGAGCCAACUGCGACUCCUCUGUUCUUCCUCUCUUUGUUGUUGUUUAUUCGUUGUUGUUGUUGUUGUUGUUGUUCUCCUUCUGACCUUUUUGUGCUUGCCGCACAACCUUUCCAACGAGACAGCGACGACAGCAACGCGCGCACAGCGCACCACUUGGAUCACGACUUCAAGUUCUCACAAGAACAACGACAAACCAAGCACACCUGGCUCUUCGACUUCAUUUUCGCCAAAGGCCUGCAACCAUGCACUCACGGCCCAAUCAUAGGGCUGUGUUGAGGCCAACACCAUCUGCGACACCUGCAGCAACGACUGCGCCGCAGAAACAAAGCCAUGUGCGAAGCACUGUUGCACUGGCCCACAAGCUCCUGGUUGCAGCGUGCACGCUGCUUCUUCUGCUUCUUCUGACCACGGCCGGCACUGCUUCCGGCCAAACGUGCACAUUGCAGAACGCCCCUUGGGUGUACCUGGAGGCCGGCGCAGUCGCAGCCGUCGACCCGCCGUCUGGGCAGGGCGGCUCCAGGAUCACAAUCACAGGAACUAACCUCCUUGGCGGCGGCACAAACAUGACCCGCGUCACCCUCGCAGACAUUGCUGUGGAGAACAUCCUCUCCUUCAACAACACCAUGGUCGUCGUGCGCGCGGCCGCGUCCCCAACAGCAACCACGGGCGACGUCCUCCUGCAAUCUAACACGGGCGCAAUGGUCGUCGCAAACAAUUCCUUCACCUACCUCGUGCCGGGCGCCAUCAACACGGUGUCCCCCAGCAGCGGUCAGGGCGGCACCUACAUCACCCUGACGGGAUCCCGCUUCCUCGGCGACUCUGGCAUGCUCACCGCCGCCUACCUCGCCGACGUCCCGGCAGACAUUGUCCGUCACAACGACUCCUUUGCCGUGUUGCGCGCCCGCCCUUCCGCCACCGCAGUGUCGGGCGACAUUGUGCUUGUCGCCGCAAACGGCAUCCGCGUCGUGGGCACGAACAGGUGGCGCUACGAAACGCCGGGCUUCAUCGCCGCCGCAGCGCCAAACUCGGGUGUCGUGGGUACCCGCUCGUACAUCUUCGGCAACAACCUCCGCGGCUACGGCUCGCGCAUCACCAACGUCACCCUUGCCGGUGUGGAUGCGCGCAUUCUCGAGGAGAACAACCUCUUCGUCCGCGUCGUCGUCGCCAGCGGGCCCGACAACGCCACCGGCGACAUUGUCGUCACCUCCGACACGGGCGCACAGGUCAUCGCAGAUGACGCCUGGCAGUACGUGCCGCUCGGAAACAUCACCGCCCUCGAGCCCGCAGACGGUAUCACAAACACCCGCGUCACCAUCCACGGCGAGAACCUCCUCAGCGGUGGCCAGUCAGUCAUCCAGGUGCGCAUGGCCGGCGUAGCGGCAAACAUCAUCUCCUACUCAGAUGACCGCGUCAUCGUCAACGCCGGCGCCUCAGACCUGCCAGGCACUCGCGGCGACGUCGUGCUCACCAUCGACACGGGCCCCGAGGUCGUUCUGACCAACGGCUGGACCUACAACAUCGUCCCUGGUGACAUCUUCACCGUCGAACCAAACCGCGGCCAGCUGGGCACCCGCGUGGCCGUUGAGGGCGUCAGCCUCCUUGCCGGUGGAGACUCCAUCCGCUCCAUCACCAUUGCUGGCGUGGAGGUCCUCAACAUCACCCUACAGACCAACAACCGCGUCGAGUUUGUGGCAAACUACUCUGCCGUUGCCCAGUCCGGUGAUAUCAUCUUCACCAUCAACACGGGCGCCACCGUCCGCCGGCUCAAUGGCUGGACCUUCGUCAGCCCCGCCGUCAUCAACAGCAGCACCCCGGCAACGGGGCAGGUUGGCACGUACAUCACCCUGCGCGGCUCAAGCCUCCUCGGCGGUGGAUCAAGCAUCACCUCUGCCACCAUCGGCACUGUUGCGGCGCGCUCCAUCGUCUCCAGCAACGACUCCGUGGUCAUCAUCGAGGCGGGCCAGAACUCAACAGCCCUGGCCGGGCCGCAAGACAUUGUGCUCACGGGCAACUACCACGCCCGGAUCACACACCAAGCGGCCUUUUCGUUUGUCGCCCCAAGCUUCAUCACUUCGGUCUCGCCAAACCUCGGACAGGGCGGCACGCGCGUCACCAUCCGCGGCGAAGGCCUCACCGGCAGCCACAACGCAACCGCGUCAGUCUCCAUCGCCGGGCAGGACGCAGAGGUGCUCAGCAGCUCGCAGACGAAAAUCGUCGUUCGCGCCACUGCUCGCACCCAGGGCGUGGGCAACGUUGUGGUGCGCGCAACGGACGGUGCCCUCACCGUCAAGGAGAACGCGUUCUCUUACGCCAUUCCCGGACAGGUGGAUGCCGUGACUCCAAGGCAGGGCCAAUAUGGCACCACGGUCACCAUCACGGGCCAGCGGCUGCUUGGCAGUGGCUCCUCCAUCACCACGGCUUCUCUCGCUGGCGUGCAGGCGCAGAUCCUCUUCAACAACAACAACACCAUGAUCGUGGUUCGCGCCGCGCGCGCCGCUCAGCCAACCUCCGGCCACAUCAUCCUCACGGCGGACACGGGCGCGCUCGUCGAGUCCACCAUCAACUGGGCGUACCUGGAGGAGGGCAACGUCACCCAGGUCUCGCCGGCUUCUGGCCAGGCGGGAACCAUGGUCACCAUCACGGGUACCCAGCUCAGGGGGCGGGGCUCAAGCAUCGUCCUCGCCUACCUUGCUGGUGUGGAGGCCACCAUCCUCUCGCAGACCGACACCCGUGUCAUCGUGCAAGCAAACAACGCCAGCGCAAGCGCCCCGAUGGCCGUGCAGCUCGAGGCAGAUUCCGGGGCCAUCGUGUCUGGCGCCCCCACUUUCCGCUUCCUUGAGCGUGGCGCCAUUGACUCAGUCUUUCCCGACAGCGGCCAGGACGGCACGCGCGUCACCAUCACCGGCCAGCGACUCCUUGGCGGCGGCGCCUCCGUUGCUCAAGUCACCCUCGCCGAUGUCCCUGUCAAGUCAAUUGACUCGCAGAACGACACCUACAUUGUUGUCACCGCAAAUGUCAGCACCACCUUUGGCCUGGGUACCGUACGCAUCACCGCAAAUACGGGCGCGUUCACCGAGAUGGAGGGCGCGUAUCGCGCCUUGGAGACCAGCGUCAUCAACCAAGUUGCGCCGUCCAUCGGGCAGGCCGGAACCAUUGUCACUGUGCUUGGCGAACGACUUCUCGGUGGUGGCGCAAGCAUCGCCUCAGCCGUGUUUGGCACUGCACCCGCGACAGUCAUGUCCUCGAACGACACGCACGUUGUGGUGGCCCUGCAGGCGGCUGCCCCCGGGCUGGUGUCGGUGCAACUGCAGGCCGACACUGGCGCUGCAACAUCUCUGACAAGUGCGCUCACAUACGCCGAACCAGGUAACAUCACAAGUAUCUCGCCAAACGUCGGGCAACUGGGCACCCUCAUCACGAUCAACGGUACCAACCUGCUUGCAGCUGGGUCACAUAUCGCCAACGUGCUGCUCGCAAAUAUCCCUGUGUUGGAGAUUGUCAACUACACCAAUACCCAAGUUGUCGUUCGCCCGAACGCGGAUACUCCAGGAACGGUUGCGGUGACCAUUGAAUCUGACUCUGGUGCGACCACUAUUGCUGCAAACGCCUUCAACUACACGACGGCGUCGAGUGUGGCUGCGGUUGAGCCUGCGUCGGGCCAGUUUGGCACACGCGUGACCAUCACGGGCGCGCGGCUGUACGGUGCAACCGGCAGCGCCGUUGUGCGCGUGCUGCUCGGCGGCGUGCCUGCAGUGAUUGAGGACGAGAGCAGCACAAGCGUGACGGUGGUGGCGCAGCGAAAUGCGUCUGCAGCUGUGAGCGACGAGGUGACGGUGGAGGCGGACUCUGGUGCGCUGACACGGGAGGCUGGGGCCUGGACGUACCUUGCUGAGGGCACGGUGAUGGGCGUUGUGCCUGGCUUUGGACAGCUGGGGACGCGGGUCACCAUCAGCGGCACGUCGCUGCUUGGCGGUGGCACGACGGCGUCCAACGUGACGCUGGCGUCUGUUGCUGUGCUUGAGAUUGUGAGCUCGAGCGCGACGCAGGUUGUUGUUGUUGCUGGGAGCUCUGGCACGGCGGCGACGGGGGACGUUGUUGUUGUGUCUGACACGGGUGCGACGGUGCGCGGGAGCAACGCGUUUGAGUACCGGGAGCAGAGCGCCAUCACCGGGGUGCAGCCUGCGCUUGGGCAGGUUGGCACGGUUGUGACCAUCAGCGGCGAGCGGCUGCUGGGGCACGGCAGCGGCGUGAGCCGGGUGACGCUGAACGGCGUGCAGGCGAUGGUGCAGAGCGCAAGCAACACGCAGGUGACGGUUGUUGCGGCGAGCGGGCCUGCCGGUGUGGGCGACGUUGUUGUGACUGCCGACACGGGAGCGCAGACGACGCUCGCGGGCGGGUUUGAGUACGCGGUGCAGGGCAACAUCAGCGCGGUUGUUCCUUCGUCUGGGCAGUACAAGACGCGUGUGACGCUCCGGGGCAGCAACCUGCUUGGCAGCGGCAACAGCACGGCGAGCGUGGCGCUGGUGGGCCGGGAGGCGACGGUGCUGACGGAGAGCAACACGGAGAUUGUUGUUGCAGCGGCGGCUGGGCCCGGCUCGCAGGUGACGGGCGACGUUGUGAUCACGGCGGACACGGGGGCCCGGGUGGAGGAGCCCAACGGGUUUACGUACCUUGUGCCCGGGCGUGUGCAGCAGGUGCAGCCGUCGAGCGGGCGCGCGGGGACGCGGGUGACGAUUGUCGGCGUGGACCUGUGCGGGCCUGAGGCGGACAGCGCAACGGCGACGCUGAAUGUGACGCUGGUUGGCAUUGCUGCUGAGGUGGUGUCGACGGGCGGGUGCGGCGUUGUUGUGGUGCGCGCGGGGGACCUGGGCGCGAACAUGACGGGCGACGUUGUGCUUGUGUCGAGCACGGGCGCUGAGGUGCGCGCAGUGAACGCGUUUACGUACAUCUCUGAGGGCGCGAUCACGAGCGUGACGCCGUCUGCGGGGCAGGGCAACACGCUUGUGACGAUCCGCGGUGUGAACAUGCUUGGCGGCGGCACGGGGGUUGCCUCUGUGACGCUGGCUGGUGUGACGGCGAGCGUGUUCACGGGGGUUGCCUCUGUGACGCUGGCUGGUGUGACGGCGAGCGUGUUCACGGUGCCGCCGACGGAGACUGAGAUUGUGGCGCGUGCGUUUACGGGCAGCGGCCGCGGCGACGUGGUUGUUGUGAGUGACACGGGCGUGACGACGCGGCUGGUGAACGGGUGGACGUACAGCGAGGUGACGUCGGUGACGCCGUCGUACGGGCAGCGCGGAACGCGCGUGACGAUUGGCGGUGUUGCGCUGACGGCUGGCGGCACGGACAUCAGCAAGGUUGAGUUCAACGGGGUUGAUGCGACGUCGAUUGUGCGUGCGAACAGCACGGAGGUAGUUGCGGUGGCGGCGUUCAACAGCGUGCCCGGGGACGAGAUGGGAGACGUGCGGCUGACGACGGACAACGGGCAGCAGGUGGUGCUGUCUGACGGGUGGACGUACCGGCCGACGGGGAGCGUCUUGUCUGUGGCGCCGUCGAGCGGGCAGGCGGGGACGCGCGUGACAAUCACGGGCGACCAGCUGCUCGGGUACGGCACGGGGCUUGCGCAGGUGACGCUUGCGGGUGUGGGCGUGCGGGAGAUUGUUGAGGCGAACGCGACGCGGGUUGUCGUUGUGGCGGAGGGCCGCGCGACGGCCGGUGCCGGGCUUGUUGAGCUGACGGCGGACACGGGAGCGACGGUGCGGCAGGCCAACGGGUUUACGUAUGUUGCGCCGCAGAGCAUCAGCGACGUUGUGCCGCGGACGGGCCAGGUUGGCACUGAGGUGACGAUUACGGGCAGCGGGCUGCUUGGCGGCGGCAGCGCAGCGGAGGUUGUUGUGCUUGCUGGCGUGGAGGCCGAGGCUGUGUUGUCGAGCAGCAACGGCAUGGUGGUUGUGUCUGCGGGCCAGUCUGCGCCGAGCAACGUGAGCAGCGUUGUUGUGACGGCGGAGACGGGGGCGACUGUGGAAGGCGCUGGGCUGUUCCAGUAUGUGCGCGAGGGCGUGAUCCAGAGCGUGACGCCGGCAAGCGGGCAGCGCGGCACGUAUGUGACGAUUGUGGGCACGGGCCUGCGCGGCAACAGCAGUGCGGUUGCGGGCGUUGUUGUUGGCGGCGUACCGGCAACGAGCGUUGUAUCUGAGGCCGACGAGGUUGUGGUUGCGCGGCUUGACUCCGCGGGUGCGCAGAGCAUGGUUGAUGUGCAGGUGACUGGGACGAGCGGGGCGCGCGUUGUUGCUGCGGGGGCGUUUGAGUACCUUGAGGAGGGCCGCGUGACGAGCGCGGUGCCUGCUGGGGGCCAGAUUGGCACUGUGGUGACGCUGGGCGGCGAGCGGCUGCUUGGCUGGGGCGCGAACGUGAGCCGGGUGACCGUGGGUGGCUCGGCUGUGCGGCGGGUUGUGUCUGCGAGCGACAGCGCUGUUGUGGUUGAGCUUGGGCGCGCGAGUGGCGGGAGCCAGGGCGUUGUGAUUGAGAGCGACACUGGGGCGCUUGUGCAGAACGGCAGCCUGGUGACGUACCUGAGCGAGGGCCGCGUGUCGCGGGUUGAGCCGUCGAGCGGACGGGAAGGCACCGUGGUGACGCUGUUUGGCAGCGGGCUGCGGGGCGGCAGCAGCGGGGUGUCUGCGGCGCGGAUUGGCGCUGUUGCGCUUCGCGUGCUGCAGGAGAACGACACUGUUGUUGUUGCUGUGAUGGGCCGUGGCGGGCAGACGGGCGUUGCGGAGAACGUGACGGUUGUCGGUGCGAGCGGCGCGCUUGUGUCUGGUGCGGGCCUGUUUACGCCUGUGGGAGCCGGCGCGAUUGCGACGGUGAGCCCGACGAGCGGGCAGUACGGGACGCGGGUGAACAUCAGCGGCACGGGGCUGCUGGGCGGCGGCAGCACGGCACAGGCUGUUGAGCUGGGUGGCACGGCGGCGCUGAGCAUUGUGAGCGCGAGCGAGACACUGGUGCGGGUUGUUGCGAAUAGCAGCCGCGCGCUUGGGCUCGGGAGCGUGCGGAUCACGGCGGACACGGGGGCUGUGAUUGAGCGGAACGCGACGUGGACGGGCCUUGAGGACGGUGCGAUUGUGCGCGUUGAUCCGGCGAGCGGGCAGGCGGGCACGGUUGUGACGAUUGCGGGCGUGCGCCUGCGCGGGGGCUCCUCUGGCGUUGCCAGCGUGACGCUUGCUGGGCGAGGCGUGCGGGAGAUUGUGUCUGAGAACGAGACUGCCGUUGUUGUUGUUUGCGAUGGCGGCGUUGCUGGCGCCGGGGAUGUUGUGCUGACGGGCGCGAGCGGCGCUGUUGUGCGCGCGAUGGCGGCGUUUGAGGUGCUUGAGGGCGGCGUUGUGACGGGGGUGACUCCGUCGCAGGGUGUGCUCGGCACGUUUGUGACGGUGACUGGGGAGCGGCUGCUUGGCGGCGGGGCGAGCGUUGCGCGGGUGAUGCUUGCUGGUGCGGUUGCUGAACAGGUGGUGUCUGCCAACUCGACGCGGGUUGUUGUUCGGGCUGGCGCGCCGGCUGGGAUGGUGCCGCAGAACGGCAGCGUGGUGAUUGUGAGCGACAGCGGGGCGGUCGUUGAGGCAGCGGACUCGUUUGAAUACGGCGUUGCUGGCGUUGUGGCGAGCGUGAGCCCUGCGUAUGGGCAGCUUGACACAGUUGUGACGAUCCGCGGCAGCGGGCUGCUGUCUGGCGGGCAGCAUCUUGUGUCUGUGGUCCUGGCUGGUGUUGCGGCGAAGCAGAUUGUGAGCUUCAACGCGACGCAGGCUGUUGUGGUUGCCAACGCAUCUGCGACUGCGAGCUCGCUUGUGGGCGACGUUGUGCUUGUGAGCGAGACGGGCGGCCGCGCUGUCGGCGCCAACAUGUGGGAGUACCGGGCGCAGGGCCGCAUUUACGACGUGUCACCAAGCACGGGCAACAGUGGUACAAGCGUGCUUAUUGUUGGUGAGAACCUGCUCGGCCAUGGCACUGGAGUGGAGAGCGUGACUCUUGGCGGCGUGGAAGCUGAGGUGCUGAGCGCAACGAACUUCUUCGUUCGCGUGGUCGCUGGGGCAGGCAACACGAUGAGUGGCAACUCGAUUGUGCUGACGUCUGACACGGGAUCAACUGUGGCGCUUGCUGGCAGCUGGACGUACAGUGCGCCCGCACAGAUUGAUGCAGUGCAGCCCGCGGCUGGCCAGGCUGGCACGAGAGUGACAGUGACCGGCAUGUCGCUGCUUCAGGGCGGUGCGCGCAUUGCGACCGCACGCCUUGCUGGAUAUGUGGCGACUGUGCUGAGCUCGAACGAGACGCGCGUUGUUGUGCAAGCGCCGGCCGGGUCUGGUGAAGAAAUGCUUGGCGACGUUGUGCUCGUGAACGAGCAUGGCGCGACUGUGACUGCAAGCAACGCUUGGACACAGCUAGAGCCGUCUGACAUUGACGUUGUUGCACCGGUUGUUGGCCAGGCUGGCUCGAUCGUGACCAUCACUGGCCGACGCCUUGCUGGUAGCGGCGACAGCGUGAGCGAGGUUGAGCUUGUCGGCGUACCUGCUGCACGCAUUGUGUCUGCGAAUGAGAGCACGGUUGUUGUUGAGGCUGGCGUGAAUGCGGCGGCUAAUGCAGCGGCGGCAUUCACAUUUGCAACACCUGGUGUUGUGAGCAGCGUGGUCCCCGGCGAGGGCCAGCUGGGGACGUAUGUGACGAUUGCGGGCAGCGGCCUGCUGAGCGGCAGCCGCGGGCUCUCUGACGUGCGCCUGGGCGACACGAGCGUGCAGCAGAUUGUGUCGCAGAGCAACACGCAGGUUGUUGUGCGUGCUGGUGACGGCAUGGGCACGGCGCCGGGUGCGUACGAGAAUGUGACGCUUGUGUCUGACAGCGGCGCGCCUGUUGUUGGUGCGCUGGUGUGGGCGUACCUGGAUGCUGGCGUGAUCAGCGGGGUUGCGCCGAGCCAGGGGCACUUUGGCACGUACGUGACGGUUCGUGGGCAGCGGCUGCUUGGCGGCGGAAGCGCGCUUGCGAGUGCGACGCUCAACGACAUUGCUGCGACAAUUUUGUCUGCAAACAAUACGGUUGUUGUGCUUCGGGCAAACGCGAGCAGCUCGUCUGGCAUGGGCCACGUUGUGCUGACGGCGGACACGGGAGCCAUGGUGUCUGCGGAGAACGCGUUUGAGUAUGUGAUGCCGGGUGUGAUUUCGGGUGUGUCGCCUGUGUCUGGACAGGAGGGCACGGUUGUGACCAUCACGGGUACCGGGUUGCUUGGAGGCGGCAGCGAUGUGGCGCAGGUGACGCUUGGCGGCGUGCUUGCGCUGCGCGUGCUUGCAGGCAACGACACGCGCGUUGUGGUGCAGGCUGCACGCGGCCCCGGCAGCAGCAUGCGCGUGGAGGUGAUGAGCAACAGCGGCUCGGUUGUUGGUGCUGAUGGGCUGUUCACGUAUGUGGCCGAGGGUGCAGUACAGAGCGUGGCACCUGCGAGCGGCCAGGCCGGCACGCGAGUGACGGUGAGCGGUGAGCGCCUGCGUGGUGCCGGGGCGCGGGUUGCAGCUGUUGAGGUUGGCGGCGUGCUUGCAGCGAUUGAGUCUGAGAACGACACGGUUGUGGUUGCGCGCAUUCCGGAGAGCACGUCGCGCACUGGGCUGAGCGACGUUAUUGUGCGUGCAGACACGAUGGCUGUGAUCCGCGCGGACGCGAGCUUCACGUUUGUUGCGAACGGGAGCAUUGCGAGCGUUGAGCCUGCCCGCGGGCAGCGCGGCACGCUUGUGACGGUGCGUGGCGAGCGGCUGCUCGGUGCUGCGAGUGGGUUGGCGAGUGUGACGCUUGCUGGUGUUGAGGUUGAAGACAUUGUGAGCGCGAACGACAGCACUGUUGUUGUGUCUGCGGCGCGUGGUGCUGUGGGCAGCGGCGCUGUUGUGCUGACGGCGACGAGCGGCGCUGUUGUGACGGGUGCGGUUGCGUUUGAGUACACGAUUGAGGGCAACGUGACGGACGUGUCGCCCUCACUGGGCCAGGCGGGCACCCUCGUCACCAUCACGGGAACCAACCUGCUUGGUGGUGCGUCGUCGCUGCGCCGCGCAUUCGUCGCUGGCGUGCCUCUGUCUUCCGUUGUGUCUGCCAAUUCGAGUGCCGUUGUUGGCCGCCUCGGUCCAUCCUCUCCACAAACAGGCAGGGUUGAACUUGUUUCCAGCACAGGCGCACUUGUGAGUGGCACCCCGCAGUUUACGUACCUGAACGCGAGCGCCAUUUCGCUUGUGUCCCCAAGCGAGGGCCAGCGUGGCGUGUUUGUGAACAUUUACGGACGCAACCUGUUUGGCGGCGGCUCCACCAUUUCGAGCGUGGAGCUAGGCGGCGUGCCUGCAACCAUCCUGAAUGCGACGGAGACGAUGGUCCGCAUUCGCGCUGGCGAGUCCUUUGGUCUUGGACUUGGCGAUGUUGUUGUGCAGUCUGACACGGGCGCAACUACACUGGUGCACGAUGCUUGGACGUACGAUGUGCCAAGCAACAUCACUGCCGUUUGCGUUUGA